Messenger RNA from Necator americanus (New World hookworm), 951 nucleotides. RefSeq lists its product as uncharacterized. Gene Ontology annotation, molecular function: carbohydrate binding; aldose 1-epimerase activity. Gene Ontology annotation, biological process: beta-D-galactose catabolic process via UDP-galactose, Leloir pathway; glucose metabolic process. The transcript is spliced from 8 exons. NCBI's taxonomy places the organism in Eukaryota, Metazoa, Nematoda, Chromadorea, Rhabditida, Ancylostomatidae. Bases 1 to 951 code for a protein of 316 amino acids. The record is from RefSeq and is a predicted model, not a curated record.
AUGUCGUUUUUGAAAAUAGCAGCUCAUUCAUCACCAUCACUUCUUUCCAGUUCAUCCACACAUGCAGCGCCAACCGCACCAUUCAUCGAAAUCAGUUCAACGUCCGGUCUCACAGCUCAAUUCAUACCACUUGGCGCAACGUUGACGUCACUUUUCGUUAAGGAUCGUUAUUCAAAUCCAGUAGAUGUGGUGUUAGGUUUCAGCGAUGUUAAAGACUACAAGAAAGAUACCGCCUACAUUGGACGAACAGUCGGCCGAAUUUGCAACAGAGUCGGUAAUGGUCGCUUCACAUUUGACGGCAAACAAUAUGAACUCCCCAUCAACUGCCCACCUCAUAAUUUACAUAGUGGUCCUCAAGGAAUCGCUUUGAAAGAAUGGGAAGUUGUUCGCCAAACGCCAACAUCUGUUACAUUCAGAAUGUGGACGGAUGAAGAAAAGGAUGGAUUACCUGGAGAUGCUAAAAUAGAUGUCACCUACACCGUUAAUGACCGAAAUCAACUCGUGAUCGAACAUGGAGCCACCUGUACCGCUCCGGGUGUUUUGAAUCUCACCAACCAUAGUUACUGGAAUCUGGAUGGGAGGGAAACCGUAAAAGAUCAUCUUCUUCAUUUUCAUGCUAACAUGUAUCUUCCAACGGAUGAAAACAACUAUCCAACAGGUGACAUUCUACCUGUGCAAGGGACCAAAUUCGAUUUUAACGAGCAAAAAAAUCUCCGAUCCUUAUGUGAUGCUGACGGUAACAUUGAUAUUGACAACGAUAUAGUAGUGAGCACAGAAGGGCAACCAAUGCGAAUACUAUCUCCUGGACAUCUCUCGUUAGCUCCAACAUUGGACAUACAGCUGCGUGAUGGGAACACUCGUUAUGUAUGUCAGCUGUAUGUCCAAUGCCGGAACAAACGCAUGACGCGCUUCUCCUUGGGCAAUUUAUGCCCCCUCUGCAGUUCUCCCUGA